This is a messenger RNA of Soboliphyme baturini, 708 nucleotides long. The record is from the annotation of a GenBank genome assembly. NCBI's taxonomy places the organism in Eukaryota, Metazoa, Nematoda, Enoplea, Dioctophymatida, Soboliphymatidae.
AUGGAACCCAAUGGCAGAGACAGCCCAUUUGUGAUGGAGUUUCCGGACGUGUGCAAUGACGUAGAAGAUGCGUUUUUUAGGUUCUACUACGCGGCGAAUUAUAGAGAGCAUAUAUGGGCGGAAGCAUGGUUGUGGGCCUGCGGAUGGCGCUACAUUCCCAGUUAUUAUUACGGGUUCGAUGAAAUGCAAAGAUGGACUGGCGCGAGUCAUCCCAUGGAAACAGCGUGGCAGGUCACCCUCAACUAUAACAUUUGGCAUCGAAUAGUCGGCGGCGGCCUGCCGGAGUCAUGCAAGAGAAUCGGCAUCACCUCAUGGGGAGUACGACUGGUCGGAUUACGGAAACUGGGUCCUCAGGCUGUUUCCUCCGCAUUUGGUGGAAGUCACACAAAGGGCCCCCUGCCGGGCCGGCAGCACGGAUCAAACGACUCAAAUUGUCACAGCUCGUUGCGAUACCCAGGCAUCGAGAAAGAACACGGCGAUGCCUCAAGUUUAUCAGGCUUACAAUCGGCUGCGAACGAGAGGGCGAGGCGAAAGAAAGAGGCAUGGCGCCUUGACGGCGGCCGCCAAGCGGUGUCAGUGGUCGAACAUGUGACCGGGGUGUGGCGGAGUUCGUACGGAAAGCUGUGCAACCUCCGGAGUAGAAUCGGUGGCGGUCAAAUGAGGAUCAGCGCAAAAAUGGCAUUUCUAUUCGGCGUUCGACUGACUUGA